AGUGGAGUCACAUGUGAGCACUUUGUAGCUCAGGCAGUCUCUCAAUUUGCAGCACCUGGUGUAGGGGAGAAAUGGGUUCAAGUGGAGAUUGUGGUGAGAGUAAUGGUAAUUCUGUGUGGGGUUGAUGUUUGGUCAGAGGCUAUAUAAGCUUAUUGCAAGAAGCAAAGGACAGGGAGGUAGUUGCUUUGCUGUAAGCUUUGCUUGUAACCUCUAAAACUAAAAUUAGUAUUCUUUUAAUGAAGAAUCAAAACAGUUGUCUUUUCUGGGCCACCAGAGGCAACAUUCCCUCUCAGCUCCUUGGGCCUUGGUUCUGUACAAUGCUGCUUAGCAGCAGCUAUAAACAUUGGCGUGUUAUCAGCAUUGUUUUUAUCCUAGAACUAAAACAUAGCAUUAUACUAGAUGGUCUGAAGAAAACAAUUCUGUCCCAGCUGAAACAAAAACAGAAGUGAAAGAAGGGAAGGAGUUAAGGAGCUGAAGAGUUUGCCACGUGUUCUUGCAUGGGGCAAUGUCCAGUUUAGCCCUGCUGGCAUUCCCAAGCUGGUCUCUGCAUGGCCCUCGAUGCAGCCAUCCCACCAGGACAAGGCUGAGCAGUGAGAUCUGGGACUCAGUGAGAGUUUGCCUCUGAUCCUGCUUGACAAAAGGGGAGGAGAGAAGGAAAAGGUAAAGACAAUCCCCGGCCUGGUGACUCAGCAUCUUUACACUUUGAACUGCAAACACAGCUUUUGCACCUUUCGUAUGCUCUGCGUUCCCAGCCAGAGCGCACCUCCACAUCUUAUUUCAGCCUGCCUUAAGUCACUCCAUGAGCACCGUGAGUGGAAAAAACAGCCCAGAGGGUGAAGAAAGAGCCGGGAGGAUGAAGAGUGAGAGCUGGGGGCAGAGCAAUGCCGCGGGAGAGGUCAGGAGGGGCCAGGUGAUCCUUGCUGCCUACCUGAUAGUAACCCUGGAGCUGACGUUGCUGUUCAUGCAGUUUGGAGUCAUGCCUUACUUGGCAAAGAACCUGGGUUUGGAUUCGGUGGGGUUUGGGUACCUCCAGACAACCUUUGGUGUCCUCCAGCUCGUGGGAGGUCCCAUUUUUGGAAGGUUUGCAGAUCAGUUUGGUAACAGAGCUGCCUUAACUCUCUCCUGUGCAUCGGCGAGUGCCUUCUUUCUGCUCCUGUCCAUCUCCACCAGCAUCCCCAUCCUCUUUCUCUCCAGGCUACCAUCAGUGUUCAUGCAUGGGCUGCCAGGUGCUCAGAAGGUCAUCACAGACCUGACGGCUCCUUCUGAACGUGCUGCUGCCUUGGGGAAGCUGGGUCUUUGCUUUGGAGUAGGAAUCAUCAUCGGCUCUGCCCUGGGAGGGGUCCUCUCCACCAAAUUUGGCAUUUUUGUUCCCAUGUAUUUUGGGCUGGUGGGAAGUCUCAUAAAUACCAUGAUAUCAAUAGUUUGGAUCCCCUCUCCAGCUAAGCCGAAGUCAGAACAUCAUAAGACAGAACAGAGUAGUGUAUUCAACAUCAGAGAAAUCCUACGCGUGAUGAAGUUUCCAGGAGUAAUGGAAAUCUUCUUAGUCAAGGUCAUUUCUGGAUUUCCCAUAGGUUUGUUCCUGAUUAUGUUUUCUAUCAUCUCGAUCGAGUUCUUUGGAUUGGAAGCAGUGGAGUCUGGAUACCUGAUGUCAUAUUUUGGUAUCCUUCAGAUGGUUGUCCAAGGCCUGGUGAUUGAAAAGCUCACAAGCCGUUGCACAGAGCAGACCCUGCUCAGGCUUAGCAUCCUCGUCUUUGCCGGCGUGGGGCUGGGCAUGGCCCUAAUGAGGACCGUAUGGCAUUACUGCAUCAUCGUGGUGCCGCUGGUGUUUGCCUUCAACAUGCAGGGCACCAUCACGGACAGCAUCCUCACCAAGGCCGUGCCUUCCUCUGACACGGGGGCCAUGCUGGGGAUCUGUGCCUCUGUCCAGCCCUUGACGAGGACAGUGGGGCCAACCCUCGGUGUCAUUCUGUACAAGCAGUUUGGAGUCUCCUCCUUUGGCUACUUGCAGCUCAUUGUCAAUGUCGGUUUGUUUGUUUAUCUCUUAAAGAGCAAAAGCCCACUGAGAGAGACAAAAAGCCACUAAUUCACGAAAGCUGCCUCUUCUCUUUUUUCCACAGAAAUAAAGAAAGGAACGUUGUUGUAUGUUCUCUGGCAUUCUUGUGCUGGAGGCACAAUCCCACACUGAGCCCCUUCUGCUCUCACUGCAAGCUGCUCAUAACUAAAUACCUUGCAGCUGCCUCCAGUUUCAUGCAAGAACUAACUGAUAGUGGCAGCAGGAAAGUUACCCAAAGGGAGUUACCAAGUUUGAAGCAUUUGCAGAGAGCACUUUUUGCAGCCCUGCCUGUCAAUGGAGCUCAGCACUGCCGGAUGCUCUUGAGCAUACAGGUUGGUUAAUAGGCAUUGAACCUCACAAGACAAAACUUCAGCAGGUUGUGUCCCCCUUUCCAAAAGAGCACAGCUUCUUGGACUGCAGGAAAAGAAGCACCUCACUCAUUCCCAGGCUCUUUAUCUAGAGCUGGGGACAGGUACCAGCAGGCAGAACACGGUAUGGUUGCAGGGAGCUUUUGUGCCACCUUUAGCUGCCAUUACUCAACUACACAAGAAAACAUCCCAGAAAAACCCUGAUCGGGCACGUGGAAGUCUCCUGUAUUCCCUCCCUCAGUGCAUUUUUGCUCCAUGCUCUCCCCUGCAGACGGAUUACCGGGGGCUUCUUCAC
Messenger RNA from Phasianus colchicus (ring-necked pheasant), 2716 nucleotides. It is a transcript of the gene SLC67A1, whose product is annotated as solute carrier family 67 member 1. Gene Ontology annotation, molecular function: transmembrane transporter activity. The record is from RefSeq and is a predicted model, not a curated record. Gene Ontology annotation, cellular component: nuclear envelope. Gene Ontology annotation, biological process: transmembrane transport. NCBI's taxonomy places the organism in Eukaryota, Metazoa, Chordata, Aves, Galliformes, Phasianidae.